Messenger RNA from Neospora caninum, 2487 nucleotides. RefSeq lists its product as hypothetical. The record is from RefSeq and is a predicted model, not a curated record. Bases 1 to 2487 code for a protein of 828 amino acids. Gene Ontology annotation, biological process: tRNA N1-guanine methylation. The transcript is spliced from 14 exons. Gene Ontology annotation, cellular component: cytoplasm. NCBI's taxonomy places the organism in Eukaryota, Apicomplexa, Conoidasida, Eucoccidiorida, Sarcocystidae.
AUGGAGAACAAGAGGACGAACGCGAAGCGCCAGACAAAGAAGGCGCAGACGUGGAAGAAGAAACGACAGGAGAGGACGCAGACGAGGUUUGAUGGACUGGAGGAAGGCAAACACUUUGACACGACAGACGGAAGGACAAAGGAGCAAGCAGGCAAGCCACGAGAAGUCGCCGACAAGCACGGCGAGAAGGCGGCCGGAGGCGGGGAGAACGAAGGCACAAAAAACGAAGACGAAGAAGAAGAAGAGAGAGACGAUGAAGAGGUAGAGACAGACGAUGAAAAGGAAGAGGGAGAGACAGACAAUGAAGAGGAAGAGACAGACGAUGAAGGGGAAGGGAACGAAGAAGAUGAAGAGGAAGAACGCGAAGAAGAUGAAGAUAGAGAUACAGACGAUGAAGAGGAAGAGUACGAGAACGAAGAGGAAGACGUUGAAGGCCACGGCACAGCGUGGUGUCGAGAGGUCGAAGUGAGACUAGGCAAAACGACGGAAGAAAACGGAACGAGAGAAGACAGACAGUCGAAAGGCGACCGAGCGGAGGAAAGCAAAGGGUUCUGGAAAUCCAGUCUAGAUCGGUUUCAGACACAACGAGAGGGUGCUCAGGAGGCGGCCGCGCCGCGCUCGAAUCAGGAGAGGAGGCAGAGGCAAAUCGAGGGUGAGGCCGCAGCGAGAACAGCUGAGGCGGAAGUUCCGAAGAAAGCAGCGAAAAUGGAGUCUCGGGCGGAUGAACCGGAAUGCGAAAAGGCGGAGGUUGCGGCUGCCCGCGAGCGGGCGAAUUUCAACCCUGAAGAAAUCGGCCAAGACCUGACGCUCACUUUCCUCCGCGUCCCCGAGAAACAGAUCAACGACGUGCUCAAGAGAAUAAAAAAGUUUCUCUUUCAUCGCCGAAACUUCAAGUCGGUUCGCGACGAGGACUUCCAGGCUCCCUGUGCCUCGGACAACGCUCUCUUGGAGGAGUCUGCGACGCUCCACGAGACCGCAGGGAAAGAGGAACCGAGCGCAGAUGCGUGCAAAGAGGAGGGAGCGGACGCUCGUGCAGGAGACUGGCCCAUCAAGGAAGGAGAAUGCGAGGAGACACCAGCAGAAGCUCCAGAGACGAAGAACCAACCCAAGCGAUGGAAACGGAUUCUUCUUUCGGAGGAAGUGCAAGAAGAUCUUUCGCAGCUUCCGAGUAGUGUCCGAGAGUGGCUGCUGGCUCAGAACGGCUUCGCUGUGGGGCGAGAGCUGGUGCAUCUUUCCUAUGCUCAUUUGACAGCGGAAGAAGCGAUGCAAAAACUCGUGCCGGCAGGCCUGGAGAUGCCUCGACGCUACGAGACGAUCGGCCACAUCGCGCACUUGAAUCUUCGAGACCAUCUUCUCCCCUACAGGUUCCUCAUUGCGCGUCUCCUUCUAGACAAACAACUUGGAUUGAAGACGGUCGUCAACAAGACGGGAAUUGCUUCGCAGUGGAGAGAGCUCCAGUUUGAGCACCUAGGCGGCGAGCCGCGAUUCAUCGCCCGUCUGAAAGAGAACGACAUGCAGUUCGAAAUCAACUACGAACGGGUUUACUGGAACUCGAGGCUGGCAGCUGAACGCGAGAAAAUCACUGCGGAAGUCCCUCGGUCUUCCAUCGUUUUGGAUUGCUUCGCCGGCGUGGGAGCUUUCUCUCUCUUUCUCGCGCAAAGACGCAACUGCCUGGUUCUCGCGAACGACUUCAAUCCGAACGCGGUCAUUUGCAUGAAGAAGAACAGAAGCCUCAAUAAGGUUUCCGAGGCGACCCUGCGCGCCUUCAAUUUGGACGCGCGCGCGUUCGUUCGCCGAGCCGCGGGGUCUCCUGAGAAACUCGCGAGACUCGUGAGACUUCGCCGCCACAUGGAAGAAAGCUGCACGCAGAAGAAACGGGCCGAGAACCAAAAGGGUGAAAACGGCAAGGCAAACCCCGAGAGCGAAGGCGAAGGCACGACCACCAAACGGAGGAAGACUGAAGCGGAGACCAGCGAGGCGGCAACCGACGCGCGCGGCGACGAAGCCGCCGACGGGGCUGAAGGCGGCUCCAGGCAGCGCAGCCCGAAACACCCGGAGGAAACGGCCGCGCAAAUCGAAUGUCACUACCUCAUGAACCUUCCUGAGCUUGCAAUCGCCUUUCUAGAUGUCUUUCCGGGUCUUCUCGCUCGCAGCGCGGCGAGCUCGGAAGGGAGCCGCGGGCCAGGUGGAGACAGUCCGGAAAAGGAAGGCGAGCAAGGAGACGCGUUCACACACAGCGACACGACUCCCCUGACUGCAGAAGAAGUCCGCGACACAGAACGCCUGCGUCACCGUGUGCACUGCUACGCCUUCUCUCGGUCUAACCCUCCAGAAAUCGAAUUGAGACCGCGCGUCGAGCAAUCUCUCGGCUUCUGGCCUGCAGACGUUCACGUUCGCGAGGUUCGUGAUGUGGCUCCCAACAAACGCAUGUUUUGCCUCACAUUCGACGUUCCUCUCAGAGUGCUUUCGGCCUCUUCGUGCUCUUGA